This is a messenger RNA of Lolium perenne, 638 nucleotides long. RefSeq lists its product as uncharacterized. The record is from RefSeq and is a predicted model, not a curated record. NCBI's taxonomy places the organism in Eukaryota, Viridiplantae, Streptophyta, Magnoliopsida, Poales, Poaceae.
CAAGCCCGCCAACAAUCCCUGCCCUCCUCUGUCUCUUCUUCCAGAUCAGGCAUCGUUUUGUUGGCACUCUGAUAACAAAAACUUGCCUUGUGCAUUGCAUAGGGCCGGCUUGUAAUCCACAGGCUCCUCAGGCGACGAGCAAACGGCAGCCAUGGAGCCUGCUGCAACUAGCCUCAUCUCCCUGAGAGCAUCGUCCACCGCCGCCGCUGCGAACCACGGCUUCUCGUGGCGCCGGCAGCUAGGGCCGCCCACGAUGAGCAGGACGCAUCCGGCCAUGGCGUCGUCCAAACCUGCAGGGGCGAGACUGGUGGCUGCCGCUGCAGGCUGCAAGGAGUGCAGAGGGAAGGGCGCCGUGGAAUGCGAAGGGUGCAAGGGGACAGGCAAGAACAAGAAGAACGGCAACAUCUUCGAAAGAUGGAAGUGCUUCGACUGCCAGGGGUUCGGCAUGCGGAAAUGCCCCAGCUGCGGCAAGAAAGGCCUCACGCCCGAGCAGAGAGGGGAGAGAUAGGUAGUGUACUCCAAGAAUGCAUGUAUGAUGUAUCCUUCAAUACCAAUGGCGUACAAAAUACUAUUAUAUGCUCUGCAAUCGUCAUAUACCACUCUGAACCAAGGCGAAUGCCGCACUUGGGACUUGCGUA